AUGGCCGUGAACCCUCGUCAGACGCUCAUUGAUUCCUUGAGGGGCCGUGAAGUCCGUCUGCCCAAUCUGUGGGAGUACUUUCCCGGCUGGCCAGCUGCAACAAGCAAGGAUCUUCCAGCAAUCCGCCACCUUGUCAAUCACCACCUGGAUACACUAUACACUACUGAGCUGCUUGGCCGGAAAAAAGCCAAGGCCUUUCAGCUUAAUGACUUUCCAUUGUUCGGGGCUGCAUGGUGGCCGGACGCACCGCUUGAUAGACUGCUGGUGACAACAGCUUUCUUCAUCUGGAUAUACGCUUGGGACGAUGAACUUGACAAUGCGAAAGGCGAUUUGUGCGGCGACUUUGACAAAGCUCAGCAAUUCCGAUCACAAACUGUCGAUUUCCUGCGGGACUGCCUAGACCUCCCUCCCUACACAAGUGGCAUGCCAACGUUCCCUUUGAUAACACUCCUGCAACCUUCUGUGAGGCUGAUCUCGGAAGCAUAUUCCCUUGCACAACGCCGCCGCUUAUUAGAUGAGAUGCUUUUCUAUAUUGACAAGACUUCGCUUGAGCAUAGACUCAUCAUCAGUAACGAGAUCCCAACGCUUGACGACUACUGGGGAAUCCGAAUGGGAACGAGUGCCAUCCAUGUCACCACGGCUAUGCUGGAGUAUGCGUAUGGUUUGGAAUUAUCGGAAGACAUCGCUCGCUCAUCCUUCAUGAGGGAUCUCUUCGACAUCACGAACGAGGUCAUCUCGCUUACAAAUGACAUCCUAUCAGUCAAGAAGGAGGCAGCAGAUGGCGCAGUCCACAACGCACUCAUCAUCCUUUUCGCGGAACUUGGAGAUUUGGACGCUGCUGUUGCAUCGGCAAUGGCUCUCUUGCGCAGGCUCACCGCUCAAUUCGAAGUCGUCGCUGAGCGACUGCUGCAAAGCGUUGAGACGAUGUCCACAGCCGAACAGCAAUCAGUCAGGACGAUCAUUAAGGGCUGCCAGUACCAGUGCACGGGCAACCUGGCAUGGAGUUUGUCGACCCCAAGGUAUGGCGUAGUGCAAACCGGAGAAGGUCGGCUACUUUUGCAACUGUAG
Baudoinia panamericana UAMH 10762 is the source of this 1068-nucleotide messenger RNA. RefSeq lists its product as uncharacterized. Bases 1 to 1068 code for a protein of 355 amino acids. The transcript has 5 exons. The record is from RefSeq and is a predicted model, not a curated record. Lineage: Eukaryota; Fungi; Ascomycota; Dothideomycetes; Mycosphaerellales; Teratosphaeriaceae.